This is a messenger RNA of Penicillium roqueforti, 828 nucleotides long. RefSeq lists its product as uncharacterized. Bases 1 to 828 code for a protein of 275 amino acids. The record is from RefSeq and is a predicted model, not a curated record. The transcript is spliced from 2 exons. NCBI's taxonomy places the organism in Eukaryota, Fungi, Ascomycota, Eurotiomycetes, Eurotiales, Aspergillaceae.
AUGGGUAUUACACCGUCAUAUUACCAAUGUAGGGCUCAUUGCGCGGACUUUCGGAUUAAAUUAUCUGAAAGAAGUGUCGAAUCGCCAACCCAAUCUCCACAAGCAUGCGUGAGCUCCAAUACCAGGUUUCCCGAUCAGUAUGGCCGUGGUGACGCUUCCUCGUCGACAGUAAUGAAUGAACCGACCAACGUCGCGGGAGAACCAAACACAAAGCCAUCUGCAGAAACAGACCACACACAAAGCCCAUUUAGUACGGAUGCUAAGUAUGGAAUGGAGAAUAUCGCUUCAUUGGCGAAUAUGCCUGCUGGCCAAUUUGUCCUUGACUUGAUUGACCGGGCGAGAAAUACGAUGCCACUCAACAAGGUCUCCCUUGCCACUGAAGCCGAUAUUCUCAAAACGCAUUUGCUCCAUGAUCUACGCAAGUUGACAGAAUCUGUCGAUCAGAAUAUAUCUAUUUGGAUGCUAUUGACCACAUCAUAUCCAAUUGCUAAGCUCUUGAUGAGCUUCGGCCCUUCCAACGUCUAUACCGAAAAUGACAGAGCGAAGAUACUCAAAGCCACUGCAAUCGCGGUUAAUGCGGUGCAAGUCCUCGCCUUUAAUCAGCGUGGACCUCAAGAUUACAACCCUCCUGACGGUAUCGAAGUUUUCGAAGAGAUUCGUCGGCAACAUCCGAAUGAUGAAGAUUUGACUUCACUGGUGAAUUGUGCCCUCAAAGAAGUGCGGGGGUAUAUUGAAACAGAAGAGAAGGCUAGACUGGCAGAGAAGAAGGUGUAUCUAUCAGUGAGCGAUGAUGGCUAUGAUCACUGUGAUUUGUCUAUUUCGGACUGA